This is a messenger RNA of Odontomachus brunneus, 9222 nucleotides long. RefSeq names its product transient receptor potential-gamma protein (gene Trpgamma). Bases 1923 to 5507 code for a protein of 1194 amino acids. The transcript has 20 exons. NCBI's taxonomy places the organism in Eukaryota, Metazoa, Arthropoda, Insecta, Hymenoptera, Formicidae. Gene Ontology annotation, cellular component: membrane; cation channel complex. The record is from RefSeq and is a predicted model, not a curated record. Gene Ontology annotation, biological process: regulation of cytosolic calcium ion concentration; manganese ion transport; calcium ion transmembrane transport. Gene Ontology annotation, molecular function: inositol 1,4,5 trisphosphate binding; protein binding; store-operated calcium channel activity.
GGGAUGACUACCUCCAAAAACAUAUAUUUUCUCUCUCUCUCUCUCUCUCUUUCUCAGUCUCGCGGAAGUGAAGUCGAAACCUACUAAAAAUACGAAUAAGGAACGAGGCGCGGGACGGUGAUUUAUCGGAAACGCGCUCUCAAGAUAAUCGAGGCGAAUCGCAUAUGUCGAACCGUUUAUUUGUACGUGUACGUCAAUCGACGGGAUACGUCUGAUCGAUUUCGACGUGUUUGCGCGCGAAACCCGCUGAUACCAAAGGGAUCUAUGCAGCGGGCGUUUCCGGCAAAAGUGUUCGUUUAUGGAUUUUUCUUGCUUUGAACUGCGCGCACACACGUGUAGCGCGAUCGUGUGAGCGUCGCGUGAUUGCGGCUAUUUGAAUUUAACAACCUAUCAACACCUUUAUUCGUUUCUCGCGCUGGACACUGCGAGUAUCGACACUGUCCGACCCUUUUGUCGAAGGUACUCGUUACCUACGACCUCGCGUUCGAUCGAAAAACAGAAUUUUCCGCGAAAAGAAUUAAAUCUACGCGAAUUCUAAUUACUUGGAUAAUUAAUAUCCAUUAUAUCCAUUUGGAUAAUUAAUCCACUUGGAUUAUAUCCACUUGGAUAAUUAAUAUCCAUUAUAUGAUCAUUGUCCUUUGAUUGCUUACAUUGCUUCGGUUGCAGUUUUGUUGAAGUUUGAAAAAAGAUAUAAAAAAUCACUUAAUAUUCUAUUAUCUCUCGCAAUAUAGUUUACUCGGUUAAAUUGUUCUGAAUAUCUUUCAUUCCAUUAAACAAUGUGAUUAAACAAUUAAUUAUGCGAUUUACGCAAUUGUAGGUGGAGUAUUGUGAUAAAUAAAUAUUAAAUGAUCUAAUAAGCAUCUGAAAAAUAGGUAAAUACAAUAAGAAACUUCUUUUUUACAUGAUAUAUUUACUAUUAUUUUUUAUUCGGGAUAGAAAUUCGAUAGAAUUUGAGAGGAAAUUGCGAAGAAUUAAAGAAGAAAGAGUUGUAAGAGCCUCGCCUGCUUUCUUGCGUCCUGUAAUCCGUCCUGGAGUCCUGAUUGUCAUCGUAGCUGAGCGCUCAAUGAUGUCACGUGAAAUACGAAUCGGUCGGAAACGCGGCGUUAAUUAACGAUUGAGUGUUGAUCGAUGUCGAUCGUCGAACAUUAUAAGCGACAUUUCCAAUAUCUCCAACGCUAUGCGUUUCACCGUCCUGGUAAUUUUAUCAUUUCAUAAUUUGAUAACCCCGAAAAUCCGGAAUAUUUUGAGAGCGUUAAUGCUGCGAUUUCUUCGACGUCGCGUAUCUUGUCAUUAAUCAGCAGGCGACGAUGGCUCGCAAUCGGCGGGAAGUGACUUUGCCCUUUCGACGGCGCGUAUUGUUUUGAUACUCUCGCGCGCUGUAUACUUUCCCGCGAGACCAAGUCAUUACGUCUCGAGCCGACGAACAAUACGCAUACCACGGCGCGGAGUAUGUGUAUCGGUACGUUAUUUACAUUUUCUCGCCGGUGAUAGAAAUGUAUUCCGCCGACUUUGAAGUAUGUCAUCGGACUCUCGUGGGUAUCGCACUAAUUAACACCCGUUUCUCCGAUCGAAUCGUCGUAUCGCGAGUGUUUGCGUCAGUGGUGAUGAGUGUCCUGUGCGACGAAGAAAUCAAGAGUAGAGUGCUGAGUCUGAGAAGCCAGGACGGAGGGCGCAGGACGCCGGCGGGAUGAUACAUCAUAGAUUUCCAGGUGAGGCGAGGACGUGAGGGUUGAUCCGAUGAAUGGGGCCGAGCUCUGACAAAGUUUUCAGCCGAGGGCGAUCAUGACAGGAACAUACCGGAGAUCGAAAGCGCGUACGAAGAUGAGGAGCAAUUCGCCAGGGGCGGCACAACCCCUGGUGAAGGCGUCGUCGGUGAAGAGGACGACAGUCCAGGCGCAGGUGGCACGAACUUCCCUCUGAGAAUGGCGGCCGACACAGGGAGGGGCCGAAUCACCGUCGGCGGCUUCCUCAGAAGCGCCGGGCAGCACGUGAACUUCGACCCCGAGGCGCCUCCACCGCCGCUUCAUGUCGCUCAACAGACAACCGGUCUGCUCGAACGGCCGGAGGUCGACAAAAAAGUCAAGAGGCACAGCAUACACGGCAUGAUGGAGGAAGAGAACGUGGUGAGACCUCAUCAGGAAAUGGCCAGCCUCUCGCUUCAAGAGAAGAAAUAUCUUCUCGCUGUCGAGCGCGGAGACGUGGCUUCCGUUAGAAGAAUGCUCCAAAAAGCUCACGAGGCCGAUAUUAACAUCAACUGCGUGGAUCCCCUCGGGCGAUCGGCGCUCCUCAUGGCGAUCGAUAAUGAAAAUCUGGAGAUGGUGGAGCUUUUAAUAGAGCACAAGGUCGAUACCAAAGAUGCGCUCCUCCACGCUAUCUCCGAGGAAUUCGUCGAGGCGGUGGAGGUCCUUUUGGAGCACGAGGAGACCCUUCACAGAAAUGGCGAGCCUCAUAGCUGGGAGGCUCUGCCCGCUGAAACAGCCACGUUCACGCCCGACAUCACGCCGUUGAUCCUGUCGGCUCAUAGGGACAACUACGAGAUCAUAAAGAUACUGCUGGAUCGCGGAUCCACUCUGCCGAUGCCGCACGACGUACGCUGUGGAUGCGACGAGUGCGUGACAUCGAGAAUGGAGGACUCCCUGAGGCAUUCAAGGAGUCGAAUAAAUGCCUAUCGGGCGUUGGCGUCGCCGUCCUUGAUAGCACUGUCGUCUAAGGAUCCUAUUCUGACUGCCUUCGAGCUCUCCUGGGAACUUCGACGGCUCUCGUUCUUGGAGCACGAGUUCAAGUGCGAAUAUCAGGAGCUCCGAAGACAGUGCCAAGAUUUCGCCACCGCUUUGCUGGACCACACUAGAAGUUCCUACGAGCUCGAAGUCCUGCUGAAUCACGACCCAACGGGACCAGCCUUUGAGCACGGGGAGAGGAUGCAUCUGAAUCGCUUAAAGUUAGCCAUUAAACUGCGACAGAAGAAGUUCGUGGCGCAUCCCAACGUGCAGCAGCUACUGGCAUCGAUCUGGUACGAGGGCCUGCCGGGGUUCCGUAGGAAGAACAUGUUCCUCCAGGCGCUGGAGAUCGUCAGGAUCGGCAUCCUCUUCCCGUUUUUCAGCGUGGCGUAUAUCAUCGCACCUCACAGCGUGGUUGGCCAGACCAUGAGGAAGCCGUUUAUCAAAUUCAUCUGUCACUCCGCGUCGUAUUUCACUUUUCUAUUCAUGUUAAUUCUGGCUAGUCAGCGGAUAGAAAGCGUGAUCGGUAAUUGGGUGGGAGACAACCCCGACAUGCAGCGCGAGCCACCGCCGACGAAGAGAGGUGCCGCCCCGACGAUCGUGGAAUGGUUUAUAUUGGCCUGGGUGUCGGGACUGAUCUGGUCGGAGGUCAAGCAAUUGUGGGAUGUGGGCUUGGAGGAGUACGUGAACGACAUGUGGAACGUGAUCGACUUCGUAACGAACUCGCUCUACGUGGCCACGGUGGCGCUCAGAGUCGUAGCUUACUACAGGGUGCAAAAGGAGAACGAGGGUCAGUUGCCGGGGUCUCCAGUGAUCGAGCUCCAACGUGAACAGUGGGACACGUGGGACCCGAUGCUUAUCUCCGAGGGCCUCUUCUCCGCCGCCAACAUCUUCAGCUCGCUAAAACUCGUCUACAUAUUCUCUGUGAAUCCUCACCUCGGUCCGCUGCAAGUUUCCCUGUCGAGGAUGGUCAUGGACAUCAUGAAGUUCUUCUUCCUCUAUGUGCUGGUGCUCUUCGCCUUCUCGUGCGGUCUCAAUCAACUUCUAUGGUAUUACGCCGAUAUGGAGAAGAAACGAUGCCCCACGGCGAUGCCGUACCCACCCAACGCGAACGUUACCACCGACAGCAACGCGUGCAUCGUUUGGCGCCGUUUCGCCAAUUUGUUUGAAACCAUACAAACGCUCUUCUGGGCGGUCUUCGGUCUGGUGGACCUCGAGAGCUUCGAGCUGGACGGUAUCAAGGUCUUCACUAGGUUCUGGGGUAUGCUGAUGUUCGGCACUUACUCGGUCAUCAACAUUGUCGUCCUCCUGAAUCUCCUGAUCGCCAUGAUGAAUCACUCCUAUCAACUAAUUUCCGAGCGCGCCGAUGUCGAGUGGAAGUUUGCGAGGAGUAAACUUUGGAUCAGCUAUUUCGAGGAGGGUGGGACCGUGCCGCCGCCGUUUAACAUCAUACCGACCCCGAAGAGCGCCUGGUACGUCGGACAGUGGAUGUACCGGAAGCUCUGUGGACACAGCAGGGCCGCCAAGAAGGAGCACAUGCGGACUAUCCGGCGAAAAGUGAAACAAGCUUCUGAGCGAGACUUCAGGUACCAGAGCAUCAUGAGAAAUUUGGUAAGACGAUACGUCACUGUGGAGCAACGGAAAGCAGAAGGUGAGGGUGUCACAGAGGACGACGUGAAUGAGAUCAAGCAAGAUAUCAGCGCAUUUCGCUGCGAGCUCAUCGAGAUACUGAAGAACUCCGGCAUGAAUACCUCCACCGCGGCGAGCAGCGGCACCGGUGCGGGCGGCAAGAAGAACCGCCAGAAGGAGCGGCGUUUGAUGAAGGGUUUCAACAUCGCGCCGCAGCCGGGCGGGAGUGGCACCUUGCCGCCCGUGGCCGAGUUUAUAGCGUCUCUGCAGCAAGUGCAGCAUGAGAACUCCCAUCACGAGCUAUUUGGCUCCACUCUGAGCGGCAUAUUCGGGCCGGGCACGACCCCGAAGAAGAGCCCACAUCAUACCAGCACUAAUAGCGUGCCGGGACUCACCACCGGGCCGCGACAAAGCCGCGGAAUCAGAGGUAGCUCUAGGAAAAAGCCUUGGGGCACUCUGAUCGAGGCGGCGAAAGCCGGCAGAGUCUCUAGACUGAUCGGUAGAUCUCGUUCGGAGGACUCGGUGUACUCACCGGCGUCCGACGACGGCGGCUCACGAUCCGACGGCUCCUCGGACUCCAAGUCCUCCUUGGAGACGCCCACCGCGAGCCACGACGCGCCAGUGCAGCCUCCUCAUCACUCGCAUCACCACGUGCAUCAUCACGAGGCGCAUCACAUGUUCGCCCACGGUCUGGGCCCGGCUUUGGCCGCCCUGAGGAAGAAGCGCAAGAAGUUCUCCGUCUCGAGGUCCUCGACGCCCGCGAUGACCAGCAGCACCAACACGAACCCCGCGGACUCGAGCGGCACGAUGCUUCCGAUCGCCAGCGCCUUGGUGUCCAGGGUCUCGAAGAAGCAGCUGCAACGCGCCAGCAGCGUGCCCACCAGGGGUCCCGACUUAACGCCGCAGUUGAUAGUGCCGCGACGGCACGAGGUCACGCAGAGCCAGCAGCCCAGCCUCGACGUCGUCGAGAUCGCCAGCAUCAGCGAGCAGCAAGGUGUUGUCAGCAUGGUACCGCUGACACCGUCGACCACCGAGGAGAGCGUGGUGGCGAGCGGCUCGACGUCGAUCACCGUGAAGCGAAACGGAUCGGCGACGCAGCUGCAACGUCUUCCUGGCAUCGAGCCGAUUUCCGGUCACGACGUGUCGGCCGGGUGGCUCUGAGGAAACCGACGUGUCGCCAGCGGGCGACAACAGACCAGUUGACACAGGAAGAGCCAGUCGGAACUCACCGAGCUUCGUUUUCAACGGCCGUGAGGCUAGGACGACGCCGAUGUGACACGAUCGCAGCAACGCGGCGCGACCGUCCCGGCGUCGGCAGACGCACAAUGAUGCCUUUCUCGCGACGACGCGCCAUGCCGAUUAAACGUAAGAGUGACGUCGAUCGGGAAUCUCGAAGAACCUCUCCUCCACCCUCUUCCCUUCCCAUCUCUCCAUCUCUCUCCUCUUUCCCGCGUCGACCCACCGAGACGCUCCCUCCCUCGUGAGUGAGUAUUCUCUGGUACAAGCGCGGCCUCGUUUUCGUCGUAUUCGUUCGCGCGCCCGACGAUAACGCGCGCAGCUCGAUACUACCGACUCGAGUUAUCAGCAUGCGCGCAUGUUCCUACACUGAAAGAAGAGCAGUUGGAUCGACAAAAUCGACGGUCACCUGCCUUCAAAUGAAAUAUUGUAUCUGUUGAACAAAUUGCGUGUUAGCGCGACAGUAAGUUGCGUCGACACGAUCACGGACCAAAUCGCAAUCAUUGAAUCAAGUGAUAACUCAUCACAUAGCAACUAUACAAUUCGUUCAGUCGACUGAACGAACAGAGUUCGUUCAAGCAAAGUCUUAUUAAGUCAACCACUUUGCCUAUUACCCAGCUUUUCUCAGUAUAUUUAUCGUAUUUCUAUUCAAUUUUUCCACGAACGAAUUAAUUUGUCUUCUGGUCUUUUGUACGUACCGGAGAGUGUCUCGUGUCUUCGGCGAUUUGACGAUUCGGCUGCUUCUCAUUUGGUGGUAUCAAAUUAAGUAAGGUAAAAACGGCACUUGAGUUCGCGCGCAGGCACACGCGAGAAAGUUCCGCGUCAAUUGCGCGAUAUCUUAUCGCGUGCUCCCGUCCCAAGAUUCGUGGGAACCGCAAAAUCUGUCGUGUACGAGCGUACGAUGGAUUUACCACGGGCCGCGCCAACUCUUCCGCUUCUAUCGCACUUGGGGAGCAUCGAUCGAGCCCUUCUUGCGUGACUAUCUUUGAGCGACGAUCGACGGUAGAUAGUACUGAGAAUUACUACUAUUACUACUACUGCCAGAACGGAAGUGGCACGUGGGUCGGCGGCGAAUAGCCUAGUCAACACUAGUCACAGGAGAUCUCAUUAACAGGAAAAAAGGAAGGAGAAAGAACGACGCAGAGGAAACGACACAAUUAACUACUACGUUGUUAAGUUAACUUAAUCGAGGAACGACGAGUGGCUCGCGUCACUUCGCGGCGGAAGUCGCGAGUGGAAAGUCCAGGAGUCUGUCAAGGCGCCUUCAGACAGCCAGUCCUCCGAAGAACGAAACUCCUUCGCAGUUUCUUGGCUCCUCCUCCGGGAGCGCGAUCGUUCGUUUCUUCUCGACGCUUCGUUUCUUCCGCGCAUCUCUCACAGACUCGCUCCGAUCGCAAACUGAUCGGUACAUUUCGUCGCAAAUCGAUGAGCAAUUUUGAUUGUUUCUUUUUUCGUUCUACGUAGCUUAGACAACGGCCACAAACGACGGCGUCGAGAAGGUAAUUGUAUUCUUCCGCGAGACGAUCGCGCCGCAGAUUGCACCAAGGGGACGGUUGGAUCCCUUACAGUUCCGUUUCUUCGAAGGUCUUUCACUUUUUCUCUCUCCCUCUCUUUCUCUCUUUCUCUGUCUCUUGGGAGACCCAAGAAAGUAGUCGUCUUAACGAUUCCCAAGGACUACAUUCGCGACUACGCGCUCUUGAAUUCCCGUAGUCGCGAACGUACGCGGCUCGCCCCUUAAGCGAUCCAACGAAUACCCUGUGCAAUCUGCCUGCACUAAAGACUACCGAGUUAGCUACCGAGAUCUUUCGUUACGUCGUCGAGUCGCCGGGGGACGCCGGAUCGCACCGAGAGCGGCCAGGUCCUUCGCGAGAGGCGCAGAGGACGCAGCAGGAACAAGUGGCACGACCAAAGAAACACGCCGUAGCGUAGUCGAGUAGAGGCCUAACAGAUGUGGAACGUGGAGAAUCGUACUAUUUCCUAUAGAUAUUACGUGUAUAUGUACGUUAAUAAUAAUAAUAAUGAUUAUUAUCGUUAAUGUUAAACGAAUCGCGCGCGCGCGCGCGCGCGCGCUCAGUCAACACCACGGGCGAAGUCCUCCGAGAAGCGAGUCGCCCUAAGGGCACCUGUCCAAUCGCGCCGUGCUCGCUUCGUCUCUCUCUGUCUCCCUCUCUCUCCCCCCUCUCUCUUUUCCUGUGUACUCGUCAUCGAUCCUCGCCCGUGGUUGUCUCGAUAGCGCCGUAAAAACACAAGGAGAUAUAGUCAUUAUUGAAGCGCUGCACGCCUACCAAGCGAGCUAAACCGCCGCGUCGUCACGUAACUCCAAGUCACUCCGAGUGACGCGCGUUACGCGGAGAAAAAGAGAAUACUUGACAAUUUAUUUCUGUAGGAUGUAGAGUUUAUUUCACAGAGAUAAGGACUUUGUAAUUCACUAGUCACUUUUCCAGUGUUUCUUCUCGGUGUAGCUUGAGUGAGGAAUGGCGGGAAACGUUUGCACAAACGGGUGAGUUGUCACCGGUGAUUUGGAGAUGUUCAGAAUGUCGAAUCGCGCGAAGGGGAUUAUGUUCAACAGUAAAUCCGCGUACACCUACCGUGAUCUCUGAGUUACGUCUAGUCACGUCUAGUCUAGGAUACAAUAUGACGGUUUGGCGCUCUUAGUAGAUGUAUAGCGAUAUCUAGUCGCGUUAUACCGCCUACGUGUAUUAUUUAUAUGAGAUUAUUAAUGUAACUGUGAAGCUAGAUAUCGCCAGUUGGCGGUGAGUCGUAGCGAGUGUUCGUUGUGACAGAAGAGAGGACGAGGAGAACCCACCAUUAAAGCCGAGAGGAGAAUCAGAAGGAAGAAAAAACAAAGAAAGGGAGUAAUAAGCGGAACCAACUGACUUUAAGUAGACAUCUAAGUCGCUCGCGCGCGAGAUAGAAAACUCUAAUACAUUAUUCAAAUAACACGACAGUCUCUCUGCGAGUCCGAUCGAAUUUUUUCACGAUUACACAGAUUCGAGGACGACGUGUUCUCAUCGCAUCGCGCCGAAAGCAAAAGGAAACUAGAGAACAGUAAAAGAAGAACAGAAGCUCACGAUCGCGACGAAGAACAGAGAGCCGCGAGCGAGAGCCCGCAGCAGACUUCCUGAGAAUUUCCGGAAUCUCGCGUGUUUCCCAAAGGCGGCCGAUCGCGAUUCCAAGUCCGCGGUGAAUUACGAGCGUAUGAAUCACAAUGCUGAAGCGCUAAGAUAAUACCUGACGCAUUAAUCGUUCGCGUCGACCGUGUGUUGCCCGAGGCGAUUUAACUGCGUCUCAAAGCGCGCCGUGGUGGCGAAGGUGCGACGGAAAAGUAAUCGGACAGAUCCGGAAUGAGAUCGCAAUCGGCGGUCUUACGGGCGCGACACGCCGGCGAGUCGUGCCGAACGACGUUUGCUGUCCUCUCGAUGCCGCGAACUCGAUAUCGCGAUCUCCCGUCACGCUGCGAUUCGUCGCGAUGCAACGACGGAGCUUAAACGGAUUCGUGAGCGAAAGACGAGCACUCUUUAUCCGACAUAAUGCGAUUACAUCGACACUCCGCAUUGUAAUAUCGAUUGAAAUUCGAUGGGGAUUAGCAGACACCAAUCGACACAAAAUGACCAUUAAUAAAAUAUCAUUUAUUCUGAUA